AUGCCUUCGCCCAUUUUCCUCGUAUUCAAGCUUCUCUUGGAUCCCAACGUCAACAACAAGAUCGUGCUUCAGGCAGCGUACGGCCAGCUCAAGGUGAUUGGGCUCGCCAAGGUACUCUCAGCACUUGCGGGAGGCGCAAUUGUGGGAGUUUCAUCGUUCAUCAGAGUGCCCCAGAUCCGCAAGAUCAUCACCCCCCGCCAGCUUGACGACAGGAUCAAGGUGGCCAACGGAUUAUCGUUGGAGUCUCUUGGCUUGGAGACCUUCAACCAAUUGGUGCAUGUGGUGUUCAACAAGCAGAACAAUAGUGCCUUCACAAGCUACGGCGAGAGCUUGUUACUUGGGUUGCAAAACGUUGUGAUCAUUCUCCUCAUCAAGUACUACCGCUUGGUGCAUGCUGGCGAGAUCGACAAUCUCCAGCACUUCACCCUCCUGGAGAGAGUGGGCUUUGUGGGCACCAAGUUGUUGCCUGCCAUCGCAGCCAUUGCAGGAACCUCGAUCUUCUUCACCAAGAUCGCACCAACAGGCUUGGUGCUGGCGUUGCAGGUGGUGGGAAUCCCCAUCUCCAUCGUGUCCAAGAUCCCCCAGAUCCAGCGCAAUCACGCGCUCAAGUCCACUCUGAGCUUGAGUAACAUUACCAUCAGAGCCAAUCUUUUGGGUUCUGCGUUGAGGGUGUUCACCUCAGUCCAGGACUACAACACCAAGGCCCGCCGCAAGAAGAACACGGUCAACGACAAGGUUUUGGUUGCCGGUUACACGGCGAGCUUGGCUAUGAACUCGAUCUUGGUGGGCCAGUCGGUGGUGUACAAGAACCGCAAGAGUGAGGAGACCGAGGAGAAGAAGGACUGA
Molecule: messenger RNA, 846 nt
Organism: Suhomyces tanzawaensis NRRL Y-17324
Lineage: Eukaryota; Fungi; Ascomycota; Pichiomycetes; Serinales; Debaryomycetaceae
Exons: 1
Coding region: 1-846 (281 amino acids)
Source: RefSeq, a predicted model, not a curated record